Messenger RNA from Sitodiplosis mosellana (orange wheat blossom midge), 2045 nucleotides. RefSeq names its product POC1 centriolar protein homolog (gene Poc1). The coding region runs from base 315 to 1385 and encodes 356 amino acids. The transcript has 4 exons. The record is from RefSeq and is a predicted model, not a curated record. Lineage: Eukaryota; Metazoa; Arthropoda; Insecta; Diptera; Cecidomyiidae. Gene Ontology annotation, molecular function: protein binding.
AUGGAUGAACAAAUAAUUCGAUAAAAACCUGUGAAAAUUCUUUCUGAAUAUUGAUUAGAAGAAUCAAUUUCAUAAGUAUUGGUCGUGUUUCAAAGCGACACCUGCAGGUGAUACUAUUCAAAAUUUUGAACUAAAGAUUUCAGUUAAACCGUGCAAAUAUUGACAUUUCAAUGAUAUAGGACGAUAUACAUACCAUUCAAUAAGCAAGCUGAGCUCGUGUUUCGAAAGUUUAACUUAAAUCACAAAGAUUGAUACAAUCAUUGAAUAUAGUAAUUUAUUUCGUUCAAAUUGUAAUUGUGUAAAGAGAAAAUCAAAUGAACAAUAUGGGUGACUCGCUUGAAGAUCCAGCACCAAUUUUAUUACGGCAUUUCCGUGGUCAUCAUGGUCCAAUCACUUGUUUGGCAUACAAUCAUCAUUCCAACAAAUUGGCGUCGUCGUCAACGGAUAAAUCAGUAAAUUUGUGGAACACUGACGACAGAAUCAGAUGCUUCAAAUUCACCGGUCACUCGGAUGCUGUGAAUGGCGUUGCUUGGUCACACAAUGGACAGCUGAUGGCAACCGCUUCGAAAGAUCGAACAAUCAAGGUUUGGGUACCAACCGUUCGUGGUUCAUCGUGUAAUUUUCCAGCGCUGUCAGGUGUUCGCAGUGUGGAAUUUCAUCCAAAAGACAGAAAACUGGUGACCGCCAAUGAGGACAAAGCCGUCAAACUGUGGAGCAUUGAGACGAAACGAUUCUUGCAAUCAUUUUUAGGUCACACAAAUCGUGUGAACUGUGCUCGAUACUCGCCGAGCGGCAAAACAGUAGCCUCGUGCUCAGAUGAUCGUACGCUUAAACUCUUCGAUGUAAACAGUGGCGAUUGUGUGCAAACAUUUGCCGAACGUGGUAAUGUGCAUGGAAACGAUGUGGCUUGGCAUCCAGACGGUUCGUUGGUUGCAGUUGCCUUGAGUAACAGUCAAAUAAAAAUAUUUGAUCGUCGAGCAUGCAAACUCAUUCAGCUGUAUAACGUACAUUUGGACGCCGUAAAUUCGAUUGCAUUCCAUCCAAGUGGCAACUUGAUGAUAACCGGUAGUGAAGAUGGUUCGACAAAAGUGCUGGAUUUGCUCGAAGGUCGGCCAAUUUAUACAUUAGUCGGUCAUGAUGAUGCUGUAACAGCCGUUGCAUUUUCGGGUGAUGGAAGUGACUUUGCCACCGCAAGCAAAGAUAAGCAAAUUAUGCUCUGGAAGCUGAAUAUGGACAUUUUGAACGCCAGCGAUUUAUCAUCGGCUCAACCAAGCAUUGAAAAUGAUCGCAAUUUGGAGAACAUUCUCGACACAAGCGUUAUGAUUGAUCCCCGAAAAUCAGUACAUUACAAGUACCGACCCGAAGAAUACGACAUAAUCGAAUAGAGAAAUGGGGAAAGUACAAAAACGAUCGAACAUCGAUUCGAUCGAAUGUCCAAAACAAAUGACGUUGUCAAUUUAUACUUAAUAUUUAAGGCGACAGAAAAAAAAAAACACAAAAAAAACCAUUACAAACAAACCGAGUAUUCCGAGUAUUUUUUUUUUAACAUAGUUUACGUUUGCAUAAAUCAAAAACAGUUUAAGUGAAAUGUUGAUGUUAACUGAACGAAAAUGGUAGCUAUUAUUAUUUUGGGAUAGGCGAUGAGUUUAUGAAUAAUCACAUAUCACGUACUCUAAUUUCCUUAUUUCAUUUCAAAUGAAAUAAUAAAAAGAACUUUUUUUUAUCAAACAAAAUCGAGUCAAUUUUGAAUGAAUUAUUAAGAUCAUGUGAUUGAUGCAGAGUUUAUGUAUUCCCACUUGGUCAUCUCAUCAUUUCCUAUACAUAAAACAGAGAAGCGUCGAACGAAGAAGAAGAAGAAGAAGAAGAAGAAGAAGAAAUGAACUUACUGAAAUAACAAACAUAACGAUAAUAUGUGUCAAUGCCGGCAAUUACUUAUAUUCGUAGGGUAUCGUAGUCGUGCAUGUGUCGAUCAUUGUAUUGUAUUGUUUGUUUGUAACACAGACAUGAAAAAUAAAAAUAAAAACUUGAUAAAUCCAUCACAAAAA